Molecule: messenger RNA, 1651 nt
Organism: Elgaria multicarinata webbii
Lineage: Eukaryota; Metazoa; Chordata; Lepidosauria; Squamata; Anguidae
Gene: MOK
Product: MOK protein kinase
Exons: 12
Coding region: 50-1312 (420 amino acids)
Biological process (GO): protein phosphorylation; intracellular signal transduction
Cellular component (GO): cytoplasm; nucleus
Molecular function (GO): protein serine/threonine kinase activity; ATP binding
Source: RefSeq, a predicted model, not a curated record
UCCCCCUCGCUCGGCCCCCGAGGGAACCCGCGGGCAAAGCGAGCGGAGAAUGAACAAAUACAAAACAAUUGGUAAAAUUGGUGAGGGGACAUUUUCUGAUGUUCUGAAGGUUCAGAGUCUAAAAGAUGGACAACAUUAUGCAUGUAAACAAAUGAAACAGCAUUUUGAAAGUAUCGACCAUGUGAACAAUCUGAGAGAAAUACAAGCUUUACGGCGACUGAAUCCGCACCCUAAUAUCCUUACACUGCAUGAAGUGAUUUUUGACAAGAAAGCUGGUGCUGUUGCAUUAAUAUGUGAGCUUAUGGACAUGAACAUUUAUGAACUGAUCAAAGGGAGGAAAAAACCGUUGCCUGAAAAGAGAAUAAUGAGUUAUAUGUACCAGUUAUGCAAGUCUCUUGAUCACAUGCACAGGAAUGGAAUAUUUCACAGAGAUGUAAAACCAGAAAACAUAUUAAUAAAGCAGGAUCUCCUGAAACUAGGGGAUUUUGGAUCCUGUAGGAGUAUACAUUCCAAACAGCCAUAUACAGAAUAUAUAUCCACACGGUGGUACAGGGCCCCUGAAUGUCUUCUCACAGAUGGCUACUACAGUUACAAAAUGGACAUGUGGAGUGCUGGCUGCGUCUUUUAUGAAAUUGCAAGUUUCCACCCACUCUUUCCUGGAUCUAAUGAACUGGACCAAAUAUCGAAAAUUCAUGACGUUGUAGGUACGCCCCCUAAGAAGAUUCUUAAUAAGUUCAAGCAGUCAAGAGUGAUGAGCUUUGAUUUUCCCAUCAGAAAAGGGAAAGGAAUCUCUCCAUUUAUGCCUAGUUUGUCCAAUAAGAGCUUAACACUUAUGUAUGCUAUGAUACAAUAUGAUCCUGAUGACAGAAUCUGUGCCCACGAAGCACUACAGCACCCUUACUUCAGAGACUUGAGGUUGGCAGAGAAACAAACUUUGACCAUGCGCAGAAAAAUGAGAUUAGUAGAAAACCCAUUAGAAAGAGAAUCUCUCAGCUUGCGGCGUAUUUCAAAGGAGGAUCAAAGGCAGAACUUUCUUAGGCGAGCCCAGGAGAAUCCACUGGGACAUCAUGGACUUCCCUAUGCGGUACAGUUGCCAAAACUGACAGUUCCUGCAGUAACCAACUUGACUUCUUACUCUAAUCCUACAUUUCAGUCAGUUUUUACCCUCCCAGCAACCAACAGACAAGUCCAGGUGUUGCAGCCUAUAACAUAUUUUGGGACACAUUGCAAGUCUGAAAAGCAGAAUGAAUUUAAGUCUCCUGUGAAGCAGUACCACUUGCCUGCUCUGGAAAGAAGAGGCGGAGGAUAUUGAUGGACAAAGACUCCCCUGUGCUCUUCAUAGUCUUAAAAAGGUACACCAACGGCAAUAGUGCCUUAUUUCCUCAAAUGCUGCAGCAAGAAGCUACAAUAAUCUGUUUCUUUGGGACUUAACUUUUUUUUAAAAAAAGAGCUAACUAUGUAAGCACCAUUUUCGUAACUCAGAAUGCACUUCAAUUUAUUUUUAAGUUCACAAUACACAAAAAAUUGUUUUCUUUUAAGUGGAUCAUAUAUUUCACUGUGCUGCACUGGUAGGAAUGGAAUUGUUACAAUUUUAUAUUAAAUGCUAUGUUGUGUUUAUUUAUGACAUGUAAAACUGAAUUUGUGUAUUUUU